AUGCUGAGUCGGCGAGACGACCACGAGCACGAGGGCAUGCGCAAGAUUAAGAACGAGUUUAUGGCCAUGUGGGAGGGGUUAACGACCAAUUCGGACGAGCGCGUGAUGGUGCUAGGUGCCACCAACCGACCGUUCGACAUUGACGAUGCUGUGCUGAGGCGAUUGCCCAGGCGAAUCCUGGUUGAUCUACCUGACAUGGAACAGCGCCAACAGAUACUCAAGGUCCUACUGCGUGCGGAAGUAGUGGAAGAAGACUUCGACUACGAAGAGUGCUCCAAGCUGCUGGAUGGUUACACCGGCAGUGAUAUCAAGAAUGUUUGUGUAGCCGCCGCUUAUCAACCAAUCAAAGAGGUCAUCGAUAAAGAAGAGCUCAGCGAUCCUUCCCAUAAUAUGCAUAAUACAAGGACGUGA
Molecule: messenger RNA, 411 nt
Organism: Sphaeroforma arctica JP610
Lineage: Eukaryota; Ichthyosporea; Ichthyophonida
Exons: 4
Coding region: 1-411 (136 amino acids)
Cellular component (GO): mitochondrial outer membrane
Molecular function (GO): ATP binding; ATP hydrolysis activity
Source: RefSeq, a predicted model, not a curated record